AUGAAAAGCCUAAGCUUGUUUUCGCUUGCGCUUGUUCUAGGCUAUUUGAUGCCUGUAUUUGCUGUUAGAAAAUAUAUUUGUGACGGCGACGAAAUUCCUGAAAGAAUAUUGACAAGUAAGAUUGAAGAGUCAAUAGGAAAUCUGGGACUUGCACCCAGAAUAAAAUAUAAAGUAAAUGAAGAACGUGAUAGCACGACCUUUCUACUUAACAGUCCAAAUACCAUAGGUAAAACGCUCAAAGUUACGCUGUCAUAUGAUUUGAGAGGAGAAAUCUUGUCGCUCACAGCUACUCAUAAGGAAGUCGAUGUUACGUGUAAUGAAGCUUGA
Messenger RNA from Blumeria graminis f. sp. triticale, 327 nucleotides. NCBI's taxonomy places the organism in Eukaryota, Fungi, Ascomycota, Leotiomycetes, Helotiales, Erysiphaceae. The record is from the annotation of a GenBank genome assembly.